AUGAUUGCAACGUUGAAAAUUCUUCUACUAAAUUUAUUAUUCUGCUUUGGCCGUCUCUCUAUAGCCUGUGCAGCGGACGAUGACUGCAGUCUCAAUGGUGUUUGCUCUGCCAAUUCGACUUGCACGUGCGAUACGGGCUGGAGGGCGGCAGACUGUAGUGAAUUGGAUCUGCAGCCGGUCGAGAGAUGGACAGGUUAUAACCACACGAACGCUACGGGCGUAGAUUUCUAUAAAGAAGGCGCUGGGAACUCGUCAUGGGGCGGCCAUAUCAUCCAGGACCCGCAGGACAAAACCCUGUUCCACCUCAUAACCUCGCAAAUGUCCCAUGGAUGUGGGCUCAGCGGAUGGAAGCCGUUCAGCACGAUCAUCAGGGCCGAGUCGCGGAGUGGACCUCGUGGCCCGUACACGUGGGCACAAGAUCUCUUCGGGCCAUUCCAUCAUAAUCCAACAACAAUGUGGAGUCCAGCAGAUGGCCUGUACUUGCUUUAUUUCAUUGGCCAGGACAUGGAAACGCCCAACGGAACGUGCAAGUCCAGCAAGUUCAACAACACGAUCUCGGUGACAAGCUCGCCGGAUUUGCGCAGUUGGACUAAGCCCCAAGCCCUUCUCUACAACGUUACCAAUCCCGCACCAUUCCCGCUCUGGAGCCCCGAGAGUGAAACAUCUGAGAUACUGCUGGCCGUGGAGAAGAAUAACAUUUACUACGCGGAUCAGUACACAGUGCCCUACGAUCUCAUUGUCGAACCUCACAACUCAGACCGCUCCGAAGAUCCAUUUCUCUGGCGUGACAAACGUGGAAACUGGCACUUCCUCGUCCACUACAUGGUCGACAUCGACUUGGGCCUCAAAGGGCCCCGGGUUGGUGCGCACUGCUUCGCCAGGGAUUGGAGAGGCCCCUGGACGUUCAACAACCGGACACUUGCGUACAAUACGACUGUCGAAUUCUCGGACGUAGGCCAGACGGUGUACUACAGGAGAGAGAGACCGAAGUUGUUCUUCAGCGACGAUGGCGAAAUGACACCUCUCUACUUGGUGAACGGCGUCCAGGAAUUCAACGCGACCGGUGGAGGAAGCUAUACUCUGAUCCAGCCAGUGGGCGACAAGUGGAGGGCCUAUGAGGAGGGGUUGGGAUUUUGA
Molecule: messenger RNA, 1137 nt
Organism: Neoarthrinium moseri
Lineage: Eukaryota; Fungi; Ascomycota; Sordariomycetes; Amphisphaeriales; Apiosporaceae
Exons: 1
Coding region: 1-1137 (378 amino acids)
Source: RefSeq, a predicted model, not a curated record